Aspergillus sclerotioniger CBS 115572 is the source of this 3772-nucleotide messenger RNA. Its product is annotated as putative filamentation protein (Rhf1). The record is from RefSeq and is a predicted model, not a curated record. Gene Ontology annotation, molecular function: protein binding. The transcript is spliced from 5 exons. The coding region runs from base 99 to 3590 and encodes 1163 amino acids. Lineage: Eukaryota; Fungi; Ascomycota; Eurotiomycetes; Eurotiales; Aspergillaceae.
GCCUCGGGUGGGCAUCUGUCCCUGUUAUGGAUGCUGCUUCUUUCUCUCCCCCCCGAUUGUGCUGUUUUACCCCCGUCUCUGUCUGACCUUCCUCAAUCAUGACUGGUCGAGACUCUGAUAAGGGGCAUCGCUAUGUUACGGCCCUGGACAAUGCGCGUUGCCAGAACAAGUGGGAUGAAGUUCCCGAGCUGAUCCGCAAGGUGACCAAACAUGCUCCUCAGAAAACAUGUUUCCUCGAGGUAGCCAGUGCCGAGUACCAGGUGGCCUCGCACCUACAGAAGCAUCCGUCCACCCCCCGCCCUGCCUCCGCCACCGGUCUCCAUGACUUGAUCCCGACACUCCUAUCCACUGUGAACAGGGCAGAAGGACCUAAGCAAGAUGUGUUCCAGGCGCAGGUCUGCUUGGGAUGGGUACACUGGACAGUCAACGAGUUAGGCUUGGCAGUAGCUCGGUUUCCUCAUGACUUCGGAGAAACCCUGAAUGAGCUCGAGCACGCAGGGGAAGAGCUCUCGCCAUGGACAAAGACAUGUCUCGUCAAAUCCUGCUAUCUCAAGGGUUCUGCACAACGCAUGACUUCGGAUCCCUACGGCGCCUUGGAUACCCUUCAUUCACUUACACCCUGGCUGAACGGUCAGCUUCAGUCCUCUACAAACAGUCCACAGUUUCUUCACUGGUCGGAGAAAUUACUAGCUGAAGCUGCGUCACUGGCUGGCGAAGAGGCCUCCAAAGACAUUGCUGCCGCUGAUGCUCAAACGAUAGCCACUGCGUUGGGGUUCUUCAGGCUGUGGGCGUCUCAUCCUCAAGUUAAGCUAGUAGCUUUGCCCCAAGGUAUUAAUAUGGAUGGCCCCACUGAGCCCGUCUCGAGAUCACCGAUAUGGAAGUCUUACUACAAUCUUCUGUCGCAUAUCCUACAACAGGGUCUACCAUACAGCCCCCCUGCAGGUGGCCCCGAGCGCCCACAGCUUGCCAGUGAAAUUCGGCGCGUUGAGUCCCUUUGUGAAUCCAGCGUCCUGCGUGAAACAAAGUUUCCCGCGGCUGAUUCGAGCAGCCCUGAAAUUGAAGCUUGGGUCGAGCAAGUUAUCCAAAAUUGGGAGGUACUGUGCGGCUCUAAUUGGACUGAUGAAGAGCUCGGAGAAGGUGGUCAGAAUGCCGUUGGCAGAAAUGUCCUUUACCGUGCUGCAACCAAGACAUAUCACUCGCAUCUGAUUCUCCGGCGUUUGUUUCACGUGCACUGUGCACUUGCAGAUUACGAUCUCGCUCUGAGGGCGCUUGAUUCAUAUAUUGAGAUUGUCACCAGUGCCAAAGAGAGGGCAAAGAAGGCGGCCCAGUAUGGGGACCUCGAGAAUGAUGGCGUCUUGUUGCGCACUGUGUCAGAGGGUGUCACGAUGCUGAGCUGCUUUGGCUCCGAGAAGGAGGCCGAGAAAGCGAAGGAACUCACGACUCUCUUGAAAGAGUUUUCCGAGAAGCAUGUACAGGAUGAUGAAAAUGGAGAGCAGGGCAUAAUUCUUAUUGCACCCGAAACAAGCUCGACCCUAUCCCAAGCCGUUUGCCCCUCGGACAUUGCCGCAGCUUACAGGGGCAUCGGUAUUGGGCUUGCCAAUUGGGCCUACUGGACCCCGAUAAGCGAGGACCGGGAUGACAUACGGGCCGAGGCCAUUGACUAUCUCGAGAGGAGUCUGGCGCCGGAGCUUGAAGAUGAGUCCAACUGCUCCUCUCUCUAUACUCUGGCUGUUCUACUUGCGGAGAACCGAGACUUGGAUGGCGCUAUCGACUAUGUGAAGUCGGCCUUGACAUCGGACGCGCAGCAUAAGGCGGGACAGGCCGACUUUGCCCGAGAGCGGGAUCUCGUGCCUCUGUGGCAUCUGCUUGCUCUUUUAUUGAGUGCGAAGCAGGAUUUCGAUAUUGCCGAACGCUCGUGUGAAGCCGCGUUCGAGCAGUUCCCCGCUACCGUGACUUCCCUUGCUCAUAGCGACCGACGACCCCCAAAGCAAAACCAGAGUGCCCACGAUCAAAUCACGGGCAUAACUCAUGAGCUGAUUGACAAGCUGCGAGACCGCGAGAAAGAGCGCAUCAUCGAGACUCGGAUGACCCAAUUGGCGUUUGUUGAACUUGUUGAGGGCCCUGGAGCUGCUGUCAACCAUAGCGAGCAACUCCUCAGCCUAUUCGCCACUCUUUUCCACUCUCUGAACCUUGAAGGUGAUGAGAAGGGCAGCACCAAGACCGAGCACCUCGUCCCCCCGAAAAGCUCUGCUGGGACUGUGAAGAGCCUUCGCGGAAGCAUUUUCGGACGGCACAGAGGACCCCGUGGUCCUGACCGGAGGGCAGAAUUUGCCCAGGAAUCCAAGUUAGAGAGUUCUUACUCAUCUGCGUCGCAUGGGUCUUCAGCAAAUACCGAUUCAGCGCCGGCGAUACAGGUCACAGAUGGAGAAAAGCCUUCCUCUAACGACAGUCCAGCCGGUCAAUUACGCAAAAGGAGCAGUACCUUGAAGAAGGGUGAAGAUGCUCAGAAUCCGGCCGCACGUUAUGUCAACGGCGAUGUCGGGACUCAGGCUGGUCCUGGAGCUGGCGACGUAGUGUCUGGAACAUCGCAACAGCCAGGGUCCUCUCCGAACGUGGUUGGGGUCGCCGUGUCCGACGCGGCUCAGUCACAGAGCGCGAGGCAGCCAUUGCGACCUAUGGCCCAUAAUAUGAAGCACAGCCAACAGCCCCCUCCUACAGGCCAUUCCAAACAACCGCCAGAGCAAGAUAUCCGACUGCCCACGUCGUACGCGUUCGAUUCUCCCACGAGGGCUGUGACCAAAGUCCCGCCUGCCCAGGCUCAGAAGCAUGCCCUGUGCAUCUUGGUCAAGGUCUGGCUGCUUAUAGCUGGGCUGUAUCGCCGAGCGUCGUCCUUUGAAGACGCGCAUGAGGCAUGCGAGGAGGCAGCCAAGCAAGUGACACGAGUCGAGACUCUUGUUGCGUCGCAGGAGGCAUCUGCUCGAGCGUUUAGAGAGCGUGGAUGGGGUGUUCCUAAGAGCACUGAUGAGCUAUGGGCAGAUGUUAAUGCGGAGCGUGGUCUCCUGUACAACGCCCAGGCUCGUCCUCAUGAGGCGAUGGAGCGCUUCGAAGCAGCGCUUCUGCAUGACGCAGAUCAUCCGAAGGCGACGGCCGGGCUGUCGAAUCUGCUCCUCGACAUUUGGGAUCAGAAGAUGCCCUUGCAACCGCCAAAACCUAGCCUCGAUGCCGGUAUAUCAACAUUGUCUGUGUCCUCGGCAAGCAUGCCAAACAAGCCAUCAUCAGAAGACAACGUGAAGCAGUCCAAUCAAGCGGGCAGUCCGGAGGCUAAACCCCUCGCCGACUCGGACGACGAGGAUCCCCGACUCUUGAACCGUAUUGCGGCUCGUGAGCGAGCCUUUGGCCUGCUGUCCGGGCUGACCAAGCGUGGCAGUUCUUGGGACAACAGCGAGGCAUGGUAUGCCCUCUCCCGGGCGUACGAGGCGGAGGGCCAGAUCCAGAAACUGAAGGAGGUGCUGUGGUGGUGUAUCGAGCUCGAGGACCGGCGACCAAUCCGGCACUGGUCGAACAUCGGCUCUGGUAUAUACGUGCUCUGAUUCUUGUAUUUAAUCUCGUCGCAAGAGCGAUUUUGUGGCAUUUGGCAUUUGGCAUUUGGUUGAUGCGAUACCUUGGCGAUAUCCUCGUGUGAAUAAUUAGACAAUGGGCUACUGUAUAGAAAUGGCAGGUAAAUGGGGAUACUGAUUGGGAACAGGUUUGAUGGUUCAAAACGAAAAGUAGG